Molecule: messenger RNA, 3988 nt
Organism: Xyrauchen texanus (razorback sucker)
Lineage: Eukaryota; Metazoa; Chordata; Actinopteri; Cypriniformes; Catostomidae
Gene: mapk3
Product: mitogen-activated protein kinase 3
Exons: 9
Coding region: 211-1389 (392 amino acids)
Biological process (GO): intracellular signal transduction; protein phosphorylation
Cellular component (GO): cytoplasm; nucleus
Molecular function (GO): ATP binding; MAP kinase activity
Source: RefSeq, a predicted model, not a curated record
CGCGCCCCCGAUCCGUUUGCAUGCACUCUCGAUCCGCACUCAGUCGCAUCCAAAAGGGGGCCCUUAACUGUCUACUCUUCGACUGUCAGGGAAGUGCAAAGUAAAACGGCAGCUUUUGCUAUCCGAUAAACCUGUCGUUGAUACGACACGCGAUACGAGCCCCCCUCCCCCUCAAACUGUGCGAAAGCGACUGAUUUUUGGACAGAAACGAUGGCGGAAUCGGGCAGUAGCGCGGCGGUAGCCGGAGCAGCGGGCUCGAAUAGCAGCGCCGCCGGAGCCGGAGGAGCGGUCGCGCCCGGGGGAGCGAAUGGAGCAGCGGGAUCCAAGCCUGGCCUGGAAUCUGUGAAGGGACAGAAUUUUGACGUCGGCCCCCGCUACACCGAUCUACAGUACAUCGGGGAGGGGGCCUACGGGAUGGUCUGCUCCGCUUUUGAUCAUGUGAAUAAGAUCCGAGUGGCCAUUAAGAAGAUCAGUCCAUUUGAACACCAGACCUACUGCCAGCGCACCCUGAGGGAGAUCAAAAUUCUCCUGCGGUUCCGCCAUGAGAACAUCAUCGGCAUCAAUGACAUCUUGAGAGCACGCCGCAUCGAUUAUAUGAGGGAUGUCUAUAUCGUACAGGACCUGAUGGAGACCGACCUUUACAAAUUGCUGAAGACACAGCAACUCAGCAAUGAUCAUAUCUGCUACUUUCUGUACCAGAUACUGCGAGGGCUGAAAUACAUUCACUCUGCCAAUGUGCUGCACAGAGACCUGAAGCCCUCGAACCUUCUCAUCAACACCACUUGCGACCUCAAGAUCUGUGACUUUGGACUGGCAAGGAUAGCCGACCCAGAGCAUGAUCAUACCGGAUUCCUUACGGAGUAUGUGGCUACUCGCUGGUACCGUGCCCCUGAGAUCAUGCUUAACUCCAAGGGCUACACUAAGUCCAUUGAUAUCUGGUCCGUGGGAUGCAUCCUUGCUGAGAUGUUGUCAAACAGACCCAUCUUCCCGGGGAAGCACUAUCUGGACCAACUCAACCACAUAUUGGGUAUUUUGGGUUCCCCCUCUCAAGAUGAUCUCAAUUGCAUCAUCAACAUGAAGGCUAGGAAUUACCUUCAGUCUUUACCCCAGAAACCAAAAAUCCCAUGGAACAAGCUGUUCCCCAAAGCAGACAACAAAGCUCUGGAUUUGUUGGACCGUAUGUUAACCUUUAACCCCAUCAAACGUAUAACCGUGGAGGAAGCACUGGCCCACCCCUACCUGGAACAGUACUUUGACCCCUCUGAUGAGCCAGUUGCUGAAGAACCCUUCACUUUCAACAUGGAGCUGGACGACCUUCCUAAAGAGAAGCUGAAAGAACUCAUCUUUGAGGAGACUGCACGCUUCCAGGCCAACUACCAGGGAUCCUGAAAGAGACUGCCAUCACGGAGAAUGACCAAGCAGUGUGAAGUCUAAGAUUACGAUAACUACAGGCAACCUGCGAAAACAUAUAUACAUUACAAGACAAAAAUUAUUAAAAAAAAGAAUUUACAUUUAAAACUUCAGCUUUCUAUUAUCUGUCCAUCUCUCUUGCUGGGAAGCUGUGUACUAGUUUGGGCUUAUAACCUCUUAUCAUAAAUCCAUUAAUGGGGGCUGUCAGACUCUCUAUUCUCAUUGCAUACUGCACAGCUCCUACUCUCUGAAACAAUUGCAUCUUUCACCCUUUCUGUCGAAACCCUCUCUCUCUCUUUCUCUUAAUGUCUCUCUAGAGGGUGUCUCUUUACUGGUCUGUGUUGUUCUGGGUGUUUUUUUCAUUCCAUCAGAGGUGGAGAGAGAAAGAGAUUCUUUACGAUAGGCACUGACUUGUGUGUGUGUGUGUGUGUGUAUAUAAGUGGUUUUGAAUUUCAUUGGAGUAUUGUACGUUUGAGAUCUGUUUGUACACUGUAAUUUGAAUGUUACGAUCAGUUACAAAUCGUGUUUUGUAAUGUUGGAAAUUUAUAUUUGAAUAUCUUUUGAAAAUAUGUCAUUGCUUGUUUCAUUUUUUUUUUUUAUUAAUUCAAAGACAAAUGUUACAUAAUGAGCUUGGACUUUUUAUCUUUUUUUUUUUUUAUUGUGAGAAAGAGGUAUUGUUUUAAUUAUUGAUGAUAAAUAUUUCACGUUAAAGAGAAAUGGCAGGAUAAAAAGAGGAAAGAUUGCCAGUUAUGGAAUAAUAUCCCGGAUAUCAUCUGCUGUAAAAUAUCAUGUUCUGUGUUAGAACUGUGACUUUUCUUGGCAGUGCUCUUGGAAAAUUAAGCCAUCCGUAUCAUCUUUUAUAUGCUGGCUUUCUUUCCCUCUUUCUCUCUUUCUUCAACCUGUUAGAUGAUUUCUCCUCAUUUGUUCAUUUCAUGGUGGCUCUUUGCUGUGCAGACCUUCAUCAUGCAUUCUUUUCCCCUUUUAUUGGGGGGGGGUGAUACUGAUUUCUUUGAAAAUAACAAUAGUUGCCAUUGGUUACUAUGUCCAUGGCAACUGUUGCCAUGAUUCCUUUAUAAUAAGUCACGCAUAGCUCCCCACCAUCCAUCUUUGUUCUUAUUGCAAAUAUUGGUCCCUCACUCUACGUUAAGACUGUUCUUUUUUUUGCGUCAUCCUUUGUUCUUCACUUGUCCUGGAUCAAUUGAGGAAUCAUAGCCAAGCUUAACUCUUUCAGAGCCAUAGAAAAUUUUUCUCAUUCCCUCCCUGUGAUGUCAGAACUUUUCAAAGGGCUUUUCCACAGGGCUUGCUGACCUCAUGCCUCUCUUGCCUGUGAUUGGCUAACCUUGUGUUUAUCUAGUCUCCGAUUGGCUGACUCUGCAUGCAUUGCGUCACAGGUAAAAUCAAAUUUUUUUCUCCCUCUUGCAAAAAUGACUUGGCUUUCUUGCAUUUUUAAGUAAAUAACCCCCCCCCAUACUGUUUUUUGCAAAAUCCCCAUUGGCCAAUCAUGGCUGAGAAAAGCAUGUUUAAGUGGGAAGAGUAAAAAUUGCACAGUGUGAACCUGUUUUGCAUAAAUACAGGGUGUUAUUUGCAUAAAUUAAUGCACCCCCCUGUGUAAAAUCCCAUUGAGUCGAGCCCUGACUGCAGAGCAAGUUCACCUGGUGAAAGCACUCGCACGUCAAUCAUGUGAAAUUACUCAAUCAGUGCACCUGCUCUUUGUGUCUCCAUGACCAAACUUUUUGUUUCGGUUUUUAGUGCAAUUUCGUUCUGUUUCUGUUAUACCUAUUCCUGUGUCAGGGGUGGACACAUUGUUAUCCUCCCUUUCUGUCCGUUUUCUUUCUAUGCUUCUGUCUUCAUCUUUUUCCUCAGUCCCCCACCUCACUUAUUAUUAGGGUGAUGUGUAACGGACAAUGAUGGUCAUUUGCUUCCCAUGCCUGUCUGUUCCAACCUGAAGCUGCUCUUCUCUGCUUCCCCAUGAGGAGGGAGAUCAUACCAUUCUUUGACCUGAGGGAAACAAUUAAUUACCAAGGCAAAGGUUAAUUAUAUUACUGUAUUCUUGGCAAUUGCUUAUGAAUGGACCAUGGGGACCGUAAACAGUCUUAUUACACAGAAACACACUCGUGCACACAUACAUGCUACUGAUUUACACAACACAUUUACGGAUGUAUUUCUCACAUGUAAACCUGCACGCAUACAGUAUAUGAUUUGAAAACCUACAAAGGAGGCAGAUAUCAUAAUGUCCUUUUAAUGGCUGUUAUUAUGAUUAUUGCUGGUGUUAUGUUGUUGUUUUUUUUUAAACUGAAAAGGGAUUUCGAACUUUUGUCCUUUUUAAAGUAUGUUUUGCGUUUCAUUUUUUUUUUUCGCUUUGGGUGUGAAAAAUAAUUGGCUGUUAUCUCUUUCUGAAAUCUAUUUUUCCCUGAAUCUUAUAAGGAAUUAUUUUACAAGAUCAUUAAAAUAUAUGGCUAGAUUGUCAAGAGAAAUGAGCUAUGGACGGUUUUAGUCUAUGUAUAUGCUUAUGGUAUAAUAAAUUAAACAAUUAACAAAAACAGAAUUAUAUGCAUAUAUAUUAAAUAAAAUUCCUGAU